Messenger RNA from Exophiala mesophila, 3491 nucleotides. RefSeq lists its product as hypothetical. NCBI's taxonomy places the organism in Eukaryota, Fungi, Ascomycota, Eurotiomycetes, Chaetothyriales, Herpotrichiellaceae. The transcript is spliced from 2 exons. The record is from RefSeq and is a predicted model, not a curated record. The coding region runs from base 1284 to 2912 and encodes 542 amino acids.
CUGCGCUGUCCUGACCUGUCCUGACCUGUCUUGUCCUGUCCUUUCGGUUCAAGCAACCGACUUGAACUCUCAAACCAAUUGUUGCACUUCUAGUGACCUGUCACUUCUCUGAUUUUUGCUAUACUCUGCAUUAACCUACCAACCACCAGCCAAUUUGACCUGAUUCACUGUGAGAUUGACCCCAGUCUACCACAUCAGGUACACUUGUUUGCCCUGCCGCCCAAUUGCCCAAUUUCCCAAUUUCCCCUCACACACUCGUCCUCCCAUCGGCUUGUCCAGAGAUCAAAGAUCAGACUCACGCCUCAGAUCCUCUCGAGGACAAGAGACCUUUAUUCUACCUUUAUACUGUUCCUUUCACAGUACUCAAAAUCACAGUCGUCGUUCGUCGUUGUGCUUGCUGCGCAAAAGGCUCACAAUUGGCUGACAUUGACACAACAACCUGCGCUUGCUUGCGAGAUCUUCACAAGAUCCUCUAUCAAUGCCACCAUAACAAUAUAUCCCCUCUCACAUCAUGUCUGGAAGAUACGCUGUUGAGGAUUUACUAAAUCUACGAGCGUCGCCUCUUGUUCGCAGACCGUCUCGUCUGCCGCCAAACGAAGAAUGGAUGGGCCCUCAAGACGCCACUGCUAAACGCCCUACCACUAGGGGAAAGGCGGACGAACCGUCAAGCACCACCGACGCCUUUCAGAAGAGACCCCUGAUUGACUCUCAGCGAAGAACGACCACCGGUAUACACCUCGGGUAUCCUGCUUCUCUUACCUCUUGCUAAUCCGAGAUACUCAGACCCUGAACGAUUGGUGCUUGGCCCUCCUCGCCGGUCUUUCGCAUCUUCCAACACUCGUCCUACCGCAAAGACUCUAGAAGCGUCCGAUGAUACCAAGGACAGAUCAUCCUUUCCCGAGAAGACCAAGAUUUCCGACAGCUCCGACUCGAGGCGUCAGGGGCGGAGAGACACCCAGACUAAUGGUCGCUACGGAAAUCGAAAUGAAAGCGAAGAGCCAGAAGUCGAAUCUCGACGGGAAUAUGACCGUCGGCCUAAAUGGGGUGCCAGAGAGAGGACGGACCAUCAAGAUUUAGAAGAUGAUCAAGAUGAUUCACGUCCUCUGUACAAAAAAGAUUCACAUUCAAGAGCAAAGCUCUCGCAGUCUUGGUUCAGAAAAGAUAAUGGCGAAGCUCUCGAAGACACCAGGCGAGAUAAUGACAAACCAGGCGACUGGCGACGGGAUCGAACUCGCGAUCGGGAUUGGGAUCGCUCCAACAAGCCUGAGGCUGACCCUGAAUGGAUGGAUGCUGCGGACCCUGAAGAGCCUUUCCAAGCUCAUACCCAGGAAGACUUUCAGCGAUGGAAAGAGAGAAUGAAGGCUGGUGGAGCUUCCGCGGACAAGCCUGAGAAUACCUCUCUUGAAACUUCGAAGGUCGACUUACCCGAGAAGCAGCCCCAGAAAAUCGCUGUCCCAGAACCCGACGAUUCCAUGGACAAGUUUUUUGCCCGGUUCGAACAAAAGUCCACUGAAAAACAACCCACUACAACAAAAUCAGCCGGCAAAACACGAUUUGCCUCUCUAUUCAGUCCACCCGUGGAACAAAAUAAACAGGUCGAAGCCCCCUCUCCACCAGUAGUGGACAGGCCUUCAUCUGCUCAUCGCACCCAAGUGUCGCCAAAAGAUGCCGAUCAAGCUGGAUUUGCUCGCAUUCUGGAAAUGCUGCAAACCCGCAGUAGCAAUCCGACACCACAGAAUCAAGACCAACCAAAGCCCAAGACCCCUCUUUACGCCAGAGACACCCAAGCAAGGCCUGAAGGAGAGCCACAAGCCCCAUCUUCGGAUCUCUUGUCUUUACUGGGAGGCCGUGCUCCAUCUCAACAUCCAGAUCCAUCUUCCGGCCAGCCUGCACCCUCUGAUGAUCGAUAUAACGACUCUAGAUCACCAUCUGAACAACCUACACAUACCCGACAGCAAUCUAGUAUCCACAAAGACGAAAUGCUGUUGAACUUACUUCGACAGGCUAGCUUGGCCCAUAAGCCUCAUCCUCAAUCCCCGCAUCAGCCAUCGGACUACCGACCAGGCGGCGGAAUGUUUCCCAUGCCACCUCCACCUCCACCUCCCAACACUCGAGAGGACUCCUCUAGACCACGUGGCGCUCCCGCUCCGGGUCAGGAUCCCAUCAUGGCCCAACGACGGGACACAGGACGAUCCAUGUUUGAUGAGUCACCCAUGUCAAUGUAUCCAAUCGAGCCAGGCCCACGUGAACAACUUCAAAGACGCCCAACCAAUGGAACACCCCGGGGAUACGACGAUGAUCCUUUGAUUGCUCUCUUGAGAGGACAAAGCAACAAUUCUCCUAUACCUCCUCUACCUCAGCAGGGCGCACAAAGACCACCACCCCCUCCUGGUUUUCAGCGGCCUCCAGGACUGGAACAGAUGCCUCGAAGCAAUCCCAGCUGGCCUCCUCAGCAACCACAAGCCCAGCAGCAACCUCCUCCUCCUCCUCUACGUCAUCCAUCUAUGCCUCCCGGACUAUCCAACGUUCCACGAGGUAUGUCGGGUCCACCAUAUGGCCAGCCGCAACAAAUUCCCCAGCAACCGAAUAUGGUGCAACAGCCACAACGACCGCCUCCACAACGCAAAUACACCACUGAGUCACCUUCAUCAGCUGGACUACCCAACUUUCCACCCGGAAUGGGACCACCUCCAGGAUUCAUGAAUGCUGGUGGCCCUCCACCUGGAUUCCCCAACUUAGGACCAGGAAAUUUCCCCGGCCGAUUCCCACCGGAACUUCCCUCAGCUGGAGGCGGACGACCGUACAUGGAGAACAUGUACGGUGAUGGAGCAGGACGGGGAAUCCCGAAUUUUCGAGCAGGGGGAGGACCAGGGGCUGGAAAUGGUGGAGGAGCAAUGCCGGGGUAUCGAUGAGACAACCUGAAAUCAUAGCAUUGAUCCAUUGAUCAGCCUGCCCAGACAAGACCUCAACCCGACAGAGAUCUGGUUUACAUCAUGAACCCUAUCUCCCCAUCUCCCUGUCACUGUAAGCAAAAUACACACACGAGCUCAGCUAGCGAAUUAGGAUGGACAGUUACAAAUGGGACAGGAAAUCAGGCGUUCUAACAUGACAUAACAUGACAUGACAUGACCUGAUCUCAUUUUAUCAGAGAUUCAGCUAUUGAGCAUUGAGCUUUGAACGUUGAACAAAGGAAAUGACUGACAGGAGACAAAUGAAAUGCCACCAUCGAACAUGCAUGGCCAGACCCGUUUCAAGCACGUGCUACUCAUAUGUACUUGGAACUUUGCACGAAACGUGUCUUCAGCUAUCGUCGGUCUAACUUAGUCCACAUAACAGCCUUCAGGUAAAGCAAGGCAAGGCGAGGCAAAUAGGAAAGAACACGAACACGAACACGAACCAUUCCCCCUGACAUGAGCCCUGUCAAUCCAUUUAUAGUUGUGAGAAACAUACAAAGUCUUGUUUUUUCUAUCAUAUCUCAAUUUUUUUGUUCC